CCAAGCCCCAAUUUUCGAUCUCCUGAAAAUCGCUUCUCUAUUUCCAUUUUUUUAGCCUCACCCAAAAAUUUAAUUUGGUUUCUUCCUCCUACUUGGAAAUCUCUCUCCCACUUCGGAGAGAUCGCCAUCUCUUCCGAAGCUCCUUUCCUUCAUUUGUUUUUGCAUGGCGGUUCCUCUUCGGGUCCAUUGCUAAAAGCGCUUCGAUUUGUUCUCAUCUUCUGCUACCGGAGAAGAUCUUAUGAGAUUUUCCAUCUAAAAGUUCCAGGCUUUAGCAUCAUCCCAAAGGCAAAAUGGACGAAAAUAACGGGGUGAAGUUAACCGGAAUCAGGCAGAUCGUUAGGCUGAAAGAGAUCCUGCAGAAAUGGCAGUCCGUCACGAUAGGGUCGGAUCCAGAUGGCUCCCUGACGGCAGCCCAAAAGCACGGCGGUUUCAUUUCACCGGCGAUCAGCAAAAGACUAAUGGAUGUGAAAAACUGCGACUCGGAUGAGGAAACUUGCCACAGUCCCGGUGCACCUCCCGAUGUCCCCGAGGGGUAUUUGGCAGUGUAUGUUGGACCGGAGCUUCGGAGAUUUAUAAUACCGACGAGCUAUCUCAGCCAUUCUCUGUUCAAAGUUUUGCUGGAGAAGGCCGAGGAAGAGUUCGGGUUUGAUCACAGUGGCGCUCUCACCAUCCCGUGCGAGGUCGAGACUUUCAAGUUUCUACUCAAGUGCAUGGAGAACCAAAGCAAAGAUAUCCCUGAAGACAGCUCUGCUGGAGAGUCAGUGGACAAGGAGGAGGAGUAAUUCAACACAGAAACGCCAUUGAUUAUUCUCAAGAUUUUGGUUAAUCCUCUUUGUUCUUUGUAUUUCACAGGCUUUUGUUUUUUCUUUCUUUCUUUCUUAUUCUCCGUUCCUUUAUUUUUCGAGGAGGAGAAAUGUUAGGGAAGUAAUUGUUUCUGCCAAGGGUUUUACAUUGUUUCGCAGGUUUGGUGUGAGGUGAAAAAACUAUGCCCUUUUUUGUAUGAUGUUCAAUUUUUGUCAAAAAAGAAAUAAUAAUAGAAAAUUCCAUAUAAA
Molecule: messenger RNA, 1052 nt
Organism: Tarenaya hassleriana
Lineage: Eukaryota; Viridiplantae; Streptophyta; Magnoliopsida; Brassicales; Cleomaceae
Product: auxin-responsive protein SAUR66-like
Exons: 3
Coding region: 291-782 (163 amino acids)
Biological process (GO): response to auxin
Source: RefSeq, a predicted model, not a curated record